This is a messenger RNA of Trichophyton rubrum CBS 118892, 891 nucleotides long. RefSeq lists its product as uncharacterized. The transcript is spliced from 4 exons. NCBI's taxonomy places the organism in Eukaryota, Fungi, Ascomycota, Eurotiomycetes, Onygenales, Arthrodermataceae. The coding region runs from base 1 to 891 and encodes 296 amino acids. The record is from RefSeq and is a predicted model, not a curated record.
AUGGCAGACUCGACGGUUCAUACUUACAACCCCUUCGUCAAGCGUUCGUCGUAUCAGCGUAGCUCAAUCUGGGCUUACCAGGCUGCCAGCACGAUCUCCUGGCUGCUCGUCGUUGGUAUUGGUAUCUACUCGGGCACCCAUCGCAAGCACCACGGCACGCCAGAGAAGGGAGAUGGUGAUGCCCUCCACGCCCUCGCACACGACGACCACCUCAAUGCCUUCUCUCAGACCAAGGUCGUCACCGGUAUAUACUGGAUAAUUCUGCUCAUCUCUCAGCUGGGUUAUAUCGGUCAGCUCUGGAGCUCAGAUGAACAGCACGUUACUACGGCCGCCAAUGUGGCUCCGUACUUUGUGCUCAACAACCUCUUCGUUCUGGCCUUUACCUUGCUCUUCACCCAUGCUAAGUUUUGGUGGGCUGAGGUCUUUGAUAUCUUCAGCUUGAUCAACCAGGCCACUCUCUACUGGAGCUUCCCAGGCCUGCACCCAUUCAUCCACCUGCCAGUUGCGGCUGGACCAUAUGCCUGGUCUCUGCUCACUCUCUUCUGGAACGGUGCCAUAGCUGUUGGCGGCAACAGUACCCCCUUGAGACUUGUGGCCAAUGUCUUCAUCUGGGUAUUCUUUGUCUUUGGACAGGCUCACAUCGUUAUCCGUAACGAUCAGUUCUUUGGAUACGCCCUCAGCUUGCUGACCUUCUCUCUCUCGCUCAAGCAACUGGCUAUCAAGAUCAUCUCUCUGCAGUGGAUCUUUGCCUUUAUCAUCUUCGGUAUCUUCGCUGCUUCAUCACUUUACAGUACUGUUACCAACUUCCUCGGCCUCAACUUCUUCCUCAUUCCCCACGAGGAGCCAGAACAAGGCGACCGUGAGCGUGAGCCUCUUCUCACCAACGAGUAG